This is a messenger RNA of Dovyalis caffra, 1767 nucleotides long. The record is from the annotation of a GenBank genome assembly. NCBI's taxonomy places the organism in Eukaryota, Viridiplantae, Streptophyta, Magnoliopsida, Malpighiales, Salicaceae.
AUGGCAAUGAAUAUAACACAUCAGAUCGGAGCUCUAUCGGGAACACCAAUCCAAGCAGAAUCACUAACCAGCACAAGCACCGUCAGUGAAUCCACCGCACCAGUCAGCGCAGCGGCGGUGUGGAAAACUCCAACACCAAACAUCCGGUGCAAAAUCAUAAAACCAGACACCAUGGAGCAAAACUCACAACCAUCAAGCCCUUGCAGGUCUCCAAUACUAAGCGCAAGCAACGGCAUCCGUCCAGAUCUAUCAGUGGCAUGCCGAGCAUUCGCGACAGAGACAAUGGAUUUUGUGACAUUGGAUGAGACAGCGAGACAAGAGAAGAUGUAUAAAGAGGGGAGGACAUUGAAGGAGAAGGGAGUGCCAGUUUAUGUGAUGAUGCCGUUGGAUAGUGUGACGAUGGGGAACACAGUGAAUAGAAAGAAAGCGAUGAAUGCUAGUUUGCAGGCGUUGAAGAGUGCAGGUGUUGAGGGGGUGAUGAUGGAUGUUUGGUGGGGAUUGGUGGAGAGAGAUACGCCUGGUGCGUAUAAUUGGGGAGGGUAUGCCGAACUUUUAGAAAUGGCUAAACGACACGGUCUGAAGGUUCAAGCUGUUAUGUCGUUUCAUCAGUGUGGUGGCAACGUUGGGGACUCGUGCACGAUUCCAUUACCUAAGUGGGCUGUGGAAGAGAUUCAUAAAGAUCAAGAUCUUGCAUACACUGAUCAGUGGGGAAGGAGGAAUUAUGAGUAUAUAUCACUUGGGUGCGAUAACCUUCCGGUUCUCAAGGGGAGGACGCCUGUGCAAUGUUACUCUGAUUUUAUGCGGGCCUUUAGAGACAACUUCAAACACCUUCUUGGUGACACCAUUGUGGAAAUCCAAGUGGGAAUGGGUCCAGCAGGUGAGCUCCGCUAUCCCUCCUACCCUGAGCAGAAUGGAACUUGGAGAUUUCCAGGAAUUGGAGCCUUCCAAUGUUAUGAUAAGUAUAUGUUGAGCAGCUUGAAAGCAGCAGCUGAAGCUGCUGGUAAGCCAGAAUGGGGUAGCACAGGCCCGACUGAUGCCGGCGAGUACAACAACUGGCCGGAAGACACCCAGUUUUUCAGAAAAGAAAACGGUGGCUGGACUAGUCCCUAUGGUGAAUUCUUCCUCACUUGGUAUUCUCAGAUGCUCUUAGACCAUGGUGAGAGAAUAUUAUCAUCAGCGAAGGCAAUCUACGAGAACACUGGUGUAAAAAUCUCGGUAAAGAUUGCAGGAAUUCAUUGGCACUAUGGAAGCCGGUCUCAUGCCCCAGAGCUCACAGCAGGAUAUUACAACACAAGAUUAAGAGAUGGUUACCUUCCUAUUGCUCAAAUGUUAGCUCGGCAUGGCGCUAUAUUCAAUUUCACUUGCAUAGAGAUGCGUGACCAUGAACAGCCACAGGAUGCCCUUUGUGCCCCUGAGAAGCUUGUGAGGCAAGUGGCUUUAGCAGCUCGGAAAGCAGGGGUUCCUCUUGCCGGGGAAAAUGCACUGCCAAGAUAUGAUGAGUACGCACAUGAGCAAAUUUUGCAGGCAUCAUCAUUAAAUAUUGGUGAGAAUUCAGACGAUAGGGGGAUGUGUGCUUUUACGUACUUGAGAAUGAACCCGCACUUAUUCCAACCGGAUAACUGGAGACGCUUUGUGGCAUUUGUGAAGAAGAUGAAGGAAGGGAAGAGUGCUGACCGGUGUUGGGAGCAGGUUGAGAGGGAAGCUGAGCAUUUUGUGCAUUUAAGUCAACCUUUAGUACAGGAAGCUGCUGUGGCUCUUAUGCACUAG